CAUGGUAUCGAAAUAAUAUCAAUAGAAAAUAUGACCCUACUUUUAUUCUUAACUGUUCUUGACACCAUAUUACCUGCAUGUCGCUGUCAAAAACUAUGCUAGGGAAACAAAUAAGGUUAUUUUAGUAGGUGGCGUGCGUGGGUGGGCAUACAGACAAGAUUAUUUUAUGGUGGUAGGUGGUUUGUAAUCGUUUUUAAUUGUAUUUUAAGUUCUUUAUUUUUAUACGAAAUAAUGGCAUUCUGUUAUUUUUGUGAAACCACUUUUUAAGUUUAUUAUUUUAUUUACAAAAUUUUUAAAUUAUGAUGGAACAAAUGAGAAAUGAUGUUGAAAUCAAGCAAGAAGAUGAACAAUUUACACCGGAUAUUAUGUUAAAAGUAGAAACUGUGUACUCAGAAGAUGAAAAUGAUGAAGGAAAUCAAUCGUGCCUGUCAGCUAGUGAUUACACACUAAAAACAUUACAACAUGAAGGUAAACCUGAAAAAGACCGUCCAAUAAAAUGUCCUGUAUGCGAGCAAACAUUCACACAAAAAGGUCAUCUACGUGAUCACGAACGUAAACAUACGGGUGAACGACCAUUUAAAUGCCUUAUAUGCGAUGCAAGUUUCGCAACAAAUUCCGUUUUAAAGAAACAUAUAAUUAUUCAUACGGGUGUUCGACCAUUUAAAUGUAAUUUCUGUGAUCAAUCAUUUACGACUAGUUCCCAUUUAAAACGGCAUGAACGAAUUCAUACCGGAGAGAAACCGUUUAAAUGUAGUUUUUGUGAUCAAGCAUUUACGAAUAGUUCACAUUUAAAACGUCACGAGCGUGUACAUACGGGGGAACGACCGUAUAAAUGUAGUAUGUGUGAUAAUGCAUUCUCACGACGGGGUCUUUUAAAUCAACAUGAACGUAUUCAUACGGGGGAAAGACCGUAUAAAUGUUUGGUUUGUGGGAAAGCGUUUACGACUAGUUCACAGUUAAAACGACAUGAAGUGACGCAUACACGAGAGAAACCUUACAAAUGUAAUUUCUGUGAGAAAAUGUUUACGACGCCAUCAAAUUUAAAAGUUCAUGAAAAGAAACAUAUUAUGACGCCAAUACUUCCACCUGUACCUAUGUAGUUUAAAAAAAAUAGGGACAUGAUUAUGGGCUUUGUGAAGAUAUUCGAAAAUUAUAAUCAGGGCGCGAUUAACCCAUGCCGGGAUCCACAGAAAAUACUGUUUUUUUAAUCUUCGUAAAUAUCAACUUGGCGCCCUUCUCGUACAAAGUUGUCCAUUUCUCUUUUGACUUUGACUUCCCCGGAGGCUCUAGGUAGUUGUCUACUUUGCCGAAGGGCAAAAAUAUUUGUACACAAUCUGUCUUCGUUUGUCCAGCCUGUCUUCGGGUCAGUUAUUUGGAUUAAAUUAAUCUAAUC
This is a messenger RNA of Chrysoperla carnea, 1393 nucleotides long. RefSeq names its product gastrula zinc finger protein XlCGF49.1-like. The record is from RefSeq and is a predicted model, not a curated record. Gene Ontology annotation, molecular function: RNA polymerase II cis-regulatory region sequence-specific DNA binding; DNA-binding transcription factor activity. The transcript is spliced from 2 exons. NCBI's taxonomy places the organism in Eukaryota, Metazoa, Arthropoda, Insecta, Neuroptera, Chrysopidae. Gene Ontology annotation, biological process: regulation of transcription by RNA polymerase II. Bases 300 to 1100 code for a protein of 266 amino acids.